Messenger RNA from Cornus florida, 1712 nucleotides. RefSeq lists its product as uncharacterized. Gene Ontology annotation, cellular component: nucleus; cytoplasm; protein phosphatase type 2A complex. Gene Ontology annotation, molecular function: peptidyl-prolyl cis-trans isomerase activity; protein tyrosine phosphatase activator activity. Gene Ontology annotation, biological process: mitotic spindle organization. The coding region runs from base 238 to 1368 and encodes 376 amino acids. The transcript has 2 exons. NCBI's taxonomy places the organism in Eukaryota, Viridiplantae, Streptophyta, Magnoliopsida, Cornales, Cornaceae. The record is from RefSeq and is a predicted model, not a curated record.
UUGAGAACACAAAAACGCAAGUACUUGUCUCUCUCUUUUGAAAUUUGGGAGUUCCUCCAAAUUGAAAGUUAAGAACACAAAAACGCAAGUACUCGUCUCUCUCUCUUAAGACUUUCAAACUCAUGUUCCAAUACCAUUCAUAAAAAAAUAAAUAAAAAAUAAAAAAUCAUGUUCAACGCUUACAAACCAUUUUAUUCUGCAUUGUGAACGCCCACUGAUCUCUCUCAUCUCCGCCAAAUGGAAGAAGUACCCAAUUGUAGAGACAAAUCACCACCACAUAGCGCCGCCACAACAUGUUGCAAGUGCGGCGGCCCCACCGGCUUCCCGCCACCUCCGUCAUGUUCUCCGCCGCCCACUUACCGCCCCAUCCGCGCCCCCGCCAUCAAUCUCCCACCCGACGCCAAUCCCCAGCAAGCGAUAAUCCUCGCCCCUGUUCCACAAUCCCAGAAAGUCCCCAUUCUUUCUCCUCCCUAUCAUUUCCAAACCCCCACCAAGCAAAUCCACUCCCCUGACGACAUCCACCGGCUCCACCUCUCCGGCUCCGCCACCAACUUCCUCGGCUUCGUCGUCGCCCUCAGCGAAUCCAUCCGAGGCCACAAGCUCUCCGAUUCCUGCCACCAGUCCCCCACCACCACCUCCAUCGUCUCCGUCAUCGAAACCCUAAUUCAGUACGUUGACGACAUCCCACCGGGCCCCCAAUCCGCCCGAUAUGGCAAUUUGUCCUACAGAACUUGGCACACUCGCAUGACCGACAAUGCCGACUCGUUCAUGUUCCGAUUCCUCCCGGACGAUCUUCGGUCCGCAACCGUCGAACUCGUCCCUUACUUCGCCGACAGUUUCGGCAAUUGGAACCGCAUCGAUUACGGUACUGGUCACGAGACCAAUUUCGCUGCUUGGUUGUAUUGUCUCGUGAGAUUAGGACUUAUCAGAGAGGAGGAUUACCAUGCUGUUGUGUCUAGGGUUUUCGUUAAGUACCUUGAAUUGAUGAGGAAAUUACAAUUGGUUUACUGUCUUGAGCCCGCAGGUUCGCACGGCGUGUGGGGACUCGAUGACUAUCAUUUCUUGCCGUUCAUAUUCGGGUCAUCGCAGUUGAUCGGUCACAAGUACAUGAAACCCAAGUCGAUUCAUAAUGAGGAUAUACUUGAGAAUUUCUCUAGUGAGUAUCUGUAUCUUUCUUGCAUUGCCUUUGUGAAGAAGGUGAAGAAGGGGCUGUUUGCGGAGCAUUCGCCGAUGUUGGAUGAUAUCAGUGGUGUGCCUAAUUGGAACAAGGUGAAUAGUGGGUUGCUGAAGAUGUACAAGGCGGAGGUAUUGGAGAAGGUUCCUAUAAUGCAGCAUUUCCUGUUUGGUUCGCUCAUCAAAUGGGACUAGCUGGUGUAUCACCUUUUUUUUAGGUGAGAUGUGGAACAAUUUGAAGAGGUUCUCCUCUGGACUCGAUAUAUAGUGAUUGUCAGUGGAAAGUAAUGCACGUAGAAGUUACUUUUUGUGGUAUGUGUCAAUUAAGUUGUAUCGCAACAAAUGUGUCCCGCUGUUUUCAUUUGCCUAUGCAGACUCAUGCUUGGUGAGGAAAAUUUAUUUUAUAUAUUUUUUUCUAUUUUUCCAGUUUUAGAUUAAUGGAAGUUCGGUAACGAUAGUUUGAAAUUACCCAUUUAUUAUAUUUGAUGUAUUCCUAUAAGUAACGAGUUGAUAUACAUUUUGCUUCACUAUUUAGUUUC